Mya arenaria is the source of this 5627-nucleotide messenger RNA. Its product is annotated as E3 ubiquitin-protein ligase RNF123-like. Gene Ontology annotation, cellular component: cytoplasm. The record is from RefSeq and is a predicted model, not a curated record. Gene Ontology annotation, molecular function: protein binding; ubiquitin-protein transferase activity. Bases 119 to 3805 code for a protein of 1228 amino acids. The transcript has 37 exons. NCBI's taxonomy places the organism in Eukaryota, Metazoa, Mollusca, Bivalvia, Myida, Myidae.
GUUAGGCACUUCCUGUCUAAAAGAUUUAAGAACUGCAGAAUGCACCUAAGAGGUCUUGAUUACGUUUAAUGCGUUUUAAUUACGCUUUCAAUCCUUUGUUUUAGAGGCUAGACCAACAAUGUCUAAGCCAGGCAGUGACCACUCUCCACAUAAGGCUGGAAGUCACAAGGUAGAGCCGAUCCAGAUAUUGUCAGCAAGCAAAUCAGAAGAUGUCACAGCUGCAGAAAUUCUAGAACAGAUCUUCCCACGAGAAGAAUUGUCAGCGGAAGCAAGUGCUGAUGCCGCACAGAAAGCAGUGAGUGUGUUGACUCUACCAGAUCACCUAGAGCAAUGGAUGGAGGAUGAAUCUCGCUGUAAAAAUGUGCCAGAUGUUGCGAGUCAACCAUCGGGUAUUUUGGGUCCGUCUGACUGCAUAUACCAGUUUGACAUUCGUACCAAUGUUGGCACGCUUAUUGUGGAUCAGGAUAGACUUGGGUUAUGCAGCCAGGGCAACUUCAGUAGCAUGAGGGCAAACUGCUGUGUCUACAAAGGCAAGUGGAUGUUUGAAGUGAUGCUGGGAUCAAAAGGUGUUAUGCAGGUCGGCUGGUGUACAGUCAGGUGUAAAUUCUCCCUUGAGGAGGGCGUUGGUGAUACACCAGACUCAUAUUCGUACGACGGCAACAGGCAGCGGAAAUGGAACAAAACUACUCAAAAAUAUGGAGAGAUGUGGUGCACUGGGGAUGUAAUAACAUGCACUAUCGACUGUGAUGAGGGAAAGAUUGCGUUUUAUCGAAAUGGUAAAAGCCUUGGUGAAGCUUUCUCCAGCCUGAGGCUAGGCACAGGAUUUGCAUAUUUCCCGGCAGUGAGUUUGUCUCAUGGCGAAAAUCUACGGGCUAACUUCGGAGCUACACCACUCAAAUACCCUUUGGAAGGAUUUUCUCCACUCCAGACUGCUCCGACAGGAGAAGUUAUCAAAACCAACCUGCUGUUAGAAUACCUUGAAAAACUGCUGUAUAUGGAUCUAGAAAACGACCCGGUUGCUGAACUGGCUGGGGGUAAGGUUGCCAUGGAAACUAAGCCACCACCACUUGCCGCAAAAAGAAGCAAGAAGACGUCUUUGAUGUUGAUUGUCUCCCAAGUGUUUGAGAAACUAGCUCAUUUUCUGAAAAGCUCAUAUGUGAUAGAAGAGUGCUUGGUCAAACUGCUGUUACAGUUAAACGAUUUGGAUAUCAUUCAUGGGCAAAAUCCUCGAAUAUUGCGGCUAUUGGACUACAUGUGGGCAUUUAUGCAGGGAUUUGAGCUGAAAUAUUGCCUGGAAAGUUUAAUGCUGUCCCUACUGUCUGGCUAUAGAUUUGCUCCCUCAUCAACUGAUUUCAAGCAGCAGCGAGAAUACCUCACUGUUGUUCUGGCCAUAAUGAACCACCAGACUACAAGAAGAUAUUUACUUGAACACUUGGAGUUAUUUGAAAAGCUGAAGUUUCCUAUGUUUCUACAUAUCAAGCCGUUAGACGACAAAGGUUUGGAGGAGAUCGCCCCCCAAGUGUGGUGGGAUAUGAAUGUACAGGAUGAAGAUGAUGUGGAAAACUCUGCCGAUCCAGAAGAUGAAAAGAGAAAGGAAAAAUAUCUACACUCCUGUGAAACACUGAGGCAAAAAACUGAAGAAAUAGAGCGACUUCAAAUUGAGAUAUUGAAAGUUCUUCUCUGCCAUGGUGAUUUAUCAGAGGGCAAAACAUCAAGGCUCUUAUUUCUUGAAAUGCUGAGAAAAUUUAUCCGAGAAAACAGAACAGUGGCGUUGACGAUCUGGCCUCUUCCUGUGGCAUUGUGUUUCUUUCAUCGACUGGUCCGUGUUCUACGCUACUACUGGGAUACCUUCCAAGAAGAAGAUCCGGCUAGAUUUGUGCUUAGCGAAGAUGCCUUUAUGCCCAUUCAAGAGUUUUGGUCUGACAGUCGGGAAUACUGGGAUCUUCAAAGAUGCGGAGGAUCCAUGGGACAUUUGAAUCGGAUUCUUGGAGCGGAAGUGAACAAGGCCCAGGGAUUGGAACUGAGCGAUGAUGGACAGGUCAAGGAACUGAACAAACCCAAAACAGAGAGUGAGUACCCUCCAACGGAGAUGCCUAGCGGGAACACGCUCAUGGAGAUGCUGGACGGGGUCAUGCUUCUGUACAAUGUAGCAGCUCAUAAACAACUAAGCAAGAUGAAUGUUCUGAAAGAGAAUAUACAAGAGUUUAUCCAGUCCUACAAAGAUACUAUGAAGAAGUUGGACUCUUGCCCUAUUGAGAUGACUGAAGUCCGUGAUGAGCUAGUUCGAGCCAAGACGGUGUUUAUCGAGAAAAUCACAGAACAGGCUCGACAGAUCUGCUGGAUAAGAGCGGUCGUGUAUUCCCAGCAAAAACAAAAGGACUUAGCGUGGCUGCUGAAAACAAGCAUGAGAACUGUGAAAAAAGCAUCGCAAUACAAGCUUCUGUUCCAGUACAUGCCGGAGUUCUACCUGGAGAUCGUCAUCCAUACCCACAUGGCCUUGAAGAACUACUUUCAGACAUACGUCUGCUUUGAGACAUUAGAUGAUUACAACGAAAUCAUGUCAAGUUUUGCAAUGUUUCUCGUGAAACACUUCUCAGAUUCAAGAAUUGUCAUCGUGGAUACCAGGGACACUAUUAUCCAGGCAUUGGCAUGUUUUACAUGUUAUGAGAAGUCUCUCAAAAUUUUGGAAUCUCUGCCAGUAGAUGUUUGUACCCAGAUGUUACGACACUUGAUUGCUCCAUAUGAAAGCAGGUCCUGGGCACAAACAAACUGGAUCCUUGUCAGAAUUUGGAAGGGCUGUGGAUUUGGAUUUCGUUACACACACUUACCCCACCUUGUGCCGUCCAAAGUACAGCUUACGGAGUUUGGAUCUGCAAGCUUACAGAAGCCAUGCCCUUCACCAAAGUUCCAGAGUCUUCUAGCGGAUUUGCUGCACUCAGAACCUGAUUUGGCUACAAGGUUUAUCGACACACUACUCAAUCAGCUCAACUGGUCGUUCUCGGAGUUUAUUGGCAUUAUGCAGGAGAUACAACAAGUGCUUUCUCGAAUGGAACGCAAGAUUUUCCUCGAGAGCCGUCAACUUAAGAUCUGUGGAACGUGUUUCGAGAUUUCCGUCUGUUUGUUCCGAGUCGUUGAGAUGGUUGUUGCCAUAGCGCCCACUCUCUUCACUGAUUGGUCGAAACCUUCUGCUGAACUUUUGCUGCACAGGCUAAUUCAGUUGACCUGCCUAGUUUUGUCCCGAAUUACGCAGAAAAAUGGCAUGUUCGACAGCAUUGUCUCACUCUACAUUACUGGUCUGGAAAGUGUUACCCACUAUCCCAUGUUGUCCGUGGUCGCUGGCAUUCUCACAACCUUGAUCAGCAAGUCAGAUUCUGACUGCCAAAAGCUUGUCACCAAACUUCUUCUAUCUGAUGCUGGUUUUCAACUGAGCGCCAUUGAGUUCAUGCUGGGUAACCAUGGUGAUGAUAAGGAGCAAGAAGCAGGGGCAACUGCGUCACCAAAGAAAAGCAAGGAAAAGCCAUUUGACUUCAGGAAUUUCCAAGAAGUUUCGGGGGAGGAGAUAGCCCACAUUGAAUUGCUACUCUCACACCUCAGUGAGAGCCAAAAGACAUUCGUUCAUCUGGUCAGCGAGAUUCACGAAGAUGAUCUAUGUCAAAUAUGUUAUGCCAACAAAAACUCCACAGUGUUCAAGCCAUGUGGUCAUCACUCAUGCAGGUCUUGCAUAGAUCACCAGCUGCUGAACAAGAAGGAGUGUUUCUUCUGUAAAUCAGUGGUCAACUCUAUUGAAGCUCUGCCUACUUCCUGAUGAUGAGCUCAAUUAGUCAAAAAAUUAUAUAUAUUUUAGUAGAAUUAUGUACAUGUAUCUUUUAUUAAGAUGUCAGUGUUUCGAAUAUAAAAUAUAGGGCAAGGGUGGUCUAAGGACAUCAGUGUCUGUGUUUCUCACUCAGUGGUUGAGUGUAGUUACCCAGGGUAUUUUUUCUGACCAAUUUGGGGCUGAAGUUGACCCAUUCCCAAUGCUAACAAAUAUUAAAAAAAUCAGGAAUGUGCAAAAUUGAAAUUACAAAUUCUGUCUUGAAAAAAAUAAAAUAUAUGAAUUUGUAAUAUAUUUUGAAAUAUAAAAUAUAUUCCUUGCUACUUAUUGCAUGGUUAGAGGUUUGCCGACUGGUUACCAUUCGGAUAUGAUGAUGACUAGCGAGAAAAAAACCCUGUAAGGCCAAUAUAGAUUAAAUGCUAGAUUUUUAACUGCCCCAGUCGGUAACAUGUUAUUUUUAUUAGAUAACUGUUUAUAUCAACACCAGCUGGUAUGAAUAAACACUGUUCCCGGACAGUACCGGACCCAUACACAAAUACAGACCACAGUUCAGCAUUUUUAUUUGAAUCAAUAAAACUUAGGAGCAGUGGAAAAAAAGGAGGUGGGUGGGGAUAAAAAAUAUAGCAAUUAAUUUAUUGUCACUAAUAUUCUACAACUUGUGUUACACAGUACCUUGCCUUUUAUCAACAUUAUAGUGUUGUUUUAUGGUUGUUAUUAAUCAUUUAUCAAUGUUUGAUAACCUUUUCAAAGUAUAUACAUGUAGACCCCAGAUGUGUUUUAAUAUUUUAUCUGUUUGUGAUGAUUUUAUGUAUGUUUUGUAUCGCAGAACUUUUGGCCUGAAGUCUUUAAUUGGGCAUUACAAGACUUAAUUCACAUACAGUCGAAAUCUGUUGGCUGGAUGUCUCUUGGCUGUGUGUAGGUUAUAGUUCACUUUAUUCUUAGUCCAUCAUUGACAUUUUGGUUCAUAUAUUUAGGGAAGGAAAAGGGUUCAGUUAUUGUUAUAGCCAUGGUGUCGUUAUUACCUUUAGCAUGCAAAAACUUUAACUUGGCCAUAAUUAGAAGCUGCUCAAGAUAUUCAAUGAAACUUAGUUAAUAUGUUGUCAACGGCAAUGGGCCAUCUUCUCAACAAGAAAAAAAUGAUAAAUUUCGGAGACAGAUGGUGGUAGUGGUAUAGGUGUCUGCCUCUCAUCCAAGUGGUUGUGGGUUUGAUCCCCACCAGGGGUACCUUCUCAUACCCUCUUAAAAUAGACACCAGUACCAGUUUCUACCUAGGAAACAGACUCGAGUCUGAUUCUCUAAGUUCAUUAUCAGCUUUCGUCACAAUUGAGCUAAAAAAAAUAAGAGUUUAAUUUGCCUAAGCUAAGUUUCGAAAAAGAUCGUGUGACUACUCAGAAAUAUCAAUUUAAAAAAGCGAUCCAACAAUAAGUGCAUUUAAUAGGAUGGUCCCUUUUUGCAUAUGAACGAUAGCAAGAGGUCCAACUAGCUUCAGUAUUUGAUGAAUUGUUCCCCUCGAUUGACUAAAAAAGAAAUAGAAAAAUUAAGUGUUCAUGUUCUGUUUUUUCCAAAUUGUGGAUUGUGGCUUUAGUCCAAUCAUUCUGUGAUGCAGCACAUAGGGUUCUUAUUGUUUUCCGUUGACAGUGAUGUUCUGUGCCAAAUAUAUUGUAAUAGUUCUUAUAUGUUUAAUUUGAAAGAUAAGUUGUACAUUUUCUUUAAAUAUACCACGUAAAUGUGUUUCCCUGUUUCUCCUUUGUUAGUUAUACAUGAAAGUUGAUGUGUAAAUUAUCUUGUUGAAUUCAAUAAAACAAUUUUAAGCUUA